Messenger RNA from Bacidia gigantensis, 1710 nucleotides. RefSeq lists its product as uncharacterized. The transcript is spliced from 3 exons. Lineage: Eukaryota; Fungi; Ascomycota; Lecanoromycetes; Lecanorales; Ramalinaceae. The record is from RefSeq and is a predicted model, not a curated record. Gene Ontology annotation, cellular component: cytoplasm. Gene Ontology annotation, biological process: ubiquitin-dependent protein catabolic process. Gene Ontology annotation, molecular function: ubiquitin protein ligase activity. Bases 1 to 1710 code for a protein of 569 amino acids.
AUGGCUGCCGACUCCCUUGAUGUCUGGGUUCUAGCAUUCACCGACCCUGCCGCAACAGACCACCAACCGCAGCGAGAUCGACUCGGUGGGCCAGCAGCUUUUCGAUUGUCUACAGAAAAUAUACGUACAUUAUCUACGAAUACAAUCAAUCAAGCCUCAGAUGUCGAAGGCCUUCUCUAUGUCCCUGACCUAGAUCUGGCCGAUUCUUGUCGCAACGCGUCCGCAGCGUACGUUCCUAACAACGUGACUCGCUUCAACGACCUGCCUCCCAUACAGUAUCAAUAUAUAUCAUUUGCGCCAUGGAUCUCAGCCGCAUGUACCAAGUCCUACCUCAAUGCUGCUUCAGGAUCGCAGCCAAGUGCUUUCCUUUUCUAUAACCCCCUACAGACUACAACGGAUACUCCACCCCCCAUCAGCGAUCAAUUUUGGAAUCUGAAUGAUGGGGGCCAAUGGAAAAAGAGGAGUGAGUUCCCUGUUUACGCGAUUUCUGGACCCAAUGGUGCAGGUAUCAUGAAUGCGCUCUCUCAGUAUUCCGGUCCAAUAUCCAGUAUACCAGGUGUAGGUCCUCAGCUACAACAAUUCAAUCCUAACGACUACGUCCGCCUAUUCGCCAAUUUCAAUCUCGACGCCAGUAGCAACCUCCCCACACUUUGGGCUUUUCUCCUUAUUGUCUUGGCCAUUGUAUUAAUCCUGGUUGGCAUCACUUCCCUUUCCAUGCACAUAGUCCAACGGCGUCACCGGCGCUCUCUCCAGCGCCGCGUUGAAAAUGGUGAGGUGACGCUGGAAAUGCUUGGGAUCAAAAAGCCACGCCUAACGCAAGCCGACAUCAACGCCCUCCCACUAACAACGUACACCGUCGACACAGAAAAGAAACCGCCACAGCCUCUUCCCGCCGAUCCUUCCUCUACUGCGCCCGCGAAUACCACAACAGCUCCUCCCUCAGACCCUCCGAAAUCCCCAACGCCAGCUGCCCCCUCACCUCAGGACUUUUCCCAACCAACGUGCCCUAUCUGCCUCGAUGACUAUAUCCCAUCUACCAGUCAAGUCCGCUCUCUACCGUGUCACCACAUCUUUCACCCCGACUGCAUCGACAAUUUCCUCCUCACGACCCCACACCCUCAAUGCCCGAUGUGCAAAAUGCGUAUAAAAGCCUCAGCACCCAUCACGUUCUCCUCCGCACCUGGGGCAAUACCUUGCCCACCAAUAACGAAUGCGAUGGUGCGGCGAGAGCGCUACGCGAGACGUCUGAGGGAUCGAGGGGAACAUCCCAGCAGUACCGACCCUGGCGGUGUACUGAGGUGGGCGAGUUUCCGCAGGCAGUUCAGACCGCCGCUCGCAGGCGGAGGCGGGGGAAGGAGUCAUGGAGUGCCGGUUGCGGCUACAGGGAUUACCGUCAGAGACAGGAAUAGAGAACGCGGCAGUGCAGCAAGGAUUGGCGGCAGUAAUACAGAAGUCGGGAGCGGAAAUAGCGGGACUGCGGUGGAGAUGCAGAACGUGCCACCUGUGCCUACAGUCGCGGAACGGCCGCGGGAUCUGGAUGGAAGGAGAGAAUGGGCAAGACGGAGGGCUAGCGCUCUUUUGGGACGGAACCAGCCUGGCGUUGUUGCUGCUAAUGGUGUAAGUGAGGAUGUGGAGGAAGCGGGAGAGGGAAGGGAGAGAAGAGGUGUGAUGAGGAGGGGGCUAGGGAGGGUGUUCCCUGGAUUUCGGUAG